AUGUAUGCACAGUGCGCAGCACGCAUGCCAAAAGGAGGCAUUGGCUUACCUCCAACCAUUGGAUUUGUUAACCAUGAUUACACCCGCUUCACCAGUCCUGCUUAUUCCUUUCGUCAGAGGCUCAACAAUCAGGCCCAUGAUGCAAGCCCUGGACCCUGCUAUUACGUGGCCCCUGAGCUCACACGUUUUGGCAGGGCGAAGGGCCCUUCUUACUCCAUGCUGGGGCGAGCAAAACCUCCAGGUCUGCCUCAAAGCCCCGGACCGGGGACAUACAGUCCAGAGAAGCCAGGACCCAGCCUUCAGUCGAGGGCGCUCUCCUUCUCCAUAGCUGCCCGCACCAAAUCCCGUCCGGUGGACCCAGUUCCAGCUCCCAACAGCUACAUCCUCCCCUCGCUGCUCAGAGCACGGAUUCCCAGUAGACCCUCCAAGCCCAGCCGAGCUCUCUCCGGCAGGAACACCAAAGGCAGCGCUUCCAAGGACCCUGGCCAAACGCCAGGCCCGGCGAGCUACAACCCCCAAGCAUCUGCCGUCUGCUUCUGCCGUCCCCCAGCUUUCUCCAUGCUGAAGAGGCUCCAGAAACCCACGAGAGCCUUCCAGACUCCUGGGCCAGGAGCCCACAGCCCAGAAAAAGUGACCAUUCACAGGACAGGGGUUCCUUCUUACUCUUUUGGGGUUCGUCAUUCCGAUUAUCUCAUGCCAUUCAUCCCGGAUGCUCCGGAGUGGUAG
Messenger RNA from Pantherophis guttatus, 726 nucleotides. Lineage: Eukaryota; Metazoa; Chordata; Lepidosauria; Squamata; Colubridae. The record is from RefSeq and is a predicted model, not a curated record.